Peronospora belbahrii is the source of this 1485-nucleotide messenger RNA. The record is from the annotation of a GenBank genome assembly. NCBI's taxonomy places the organism in Eukaryota, Oomycota, Peronosporomycetes, Peronosporales, Peronosporaceae.
AUGACGGAAGAAGCGUCAGAAUAUGAAGUCAAGCGGCAACGACGUAUAGCUGCGAACCAAGAGAAACUCCAGGAGCUUCAGAUUGUAUCAUUAAGUACGAAUCCAUCUCUCGCGCAUGAAUGUACGAAGCGAAAACGAGGUUUCGAGACGUUGCAACGAUCGAGGAGAACUCCCACAAGACGGUCAUUACGACAGGUAAAAAAGGACAAAGUGAUGGAACAAGAGCAAUGCAAGGCCGUGGUACAGGAAGAAGAAAGAAACACGUGGCAGGACGUGGAAAAAGGGGGAAAAACCGAGCAAAAUUGGCUGAAAAAGAAGAAAACACGUGACAAAAGCGUGAAAAGUACACUGGAAGCAAGGAGAAGAGAAGAAGAGGAGGUAAAAGCGGCUACAUUAUUUCAUGGAGAAGAUCGAAAGAAGGACGAGGUACUGGAUGCACAAGAAGAGCAGUGGAAGAGACUGGAUUGGAGAAUGAGGAGGAAAUUACAGCUUCGAAAAGAGAGGAGACAAGUAACGGUGCAAAAGAGAGAAGAGAAGAAGAGAAGGAGAUUGAAAGAGAAAGUAAAGUGGGAAAGGAUUCGAGCACGGGAACGAAAAGCUAAGAAGAGACAAAAGGAGAGAGACAAACUGGAAAAGAGUGUACAAAAGGAAUUGGCAUUGCAGCAGAGAAUGGAAGAAGGUGAGCUGAUGCGACAAGAAGAUCGAUUGGCACGAAGUGUCGUGAAACAGAGGGUCAAAGAUGAAAAGAUGAAGAAACGGCACGAUCAAAAUGCGCUGGUAAAGGUAGUGUUGGACGACACGGUGGUAAAUGAACGACAGCGAUUGCGUGAAAAGGAAGAUACAUGGAGGAGGGAGAUUUAUCCUGUACAGAGAAUUCAUUUGCCUCUUGUGAUGAUAUCUGACCCGAUUGGUUCCUAUAAAACAAAGCCGCUGGUGUUAAGCUCACUGUUGAAUGUGGAUGUAGAUCUUUUCCAUGCAUUCUCGCUCGGCAAACAGUUUUUACCUCCAGGAAAAAAAGCUGUGAUGCAAGGUCUGUGUCCAGGAGGAUUUAUAACGGCAUUUCAAGAACAUGCUGACAUUCAUGUCUGGAAAAACGCAAUGACGUUGUUUGUCAGUGGCACCACGGGAUUGUUCUACCAUUACAUGUUUGAAGAAACAAGGCAUGAUGGCCGCAUAUACGUUUACUUUCGAUGGAGCCGCAGUAAAGACGUCACGCCACCAAUUCUAUGGCGUAUGUGUCAAGUGCAAAAAGGUGAAGAACAUUUACGCUUGAACAAGAGCUAUUACGACGCUGCAACGCCGACUCAGAAUCCGGAAUCUCUCCUGCUUUUUGUCCAGUAUCCAAAGGGUCCCUAUAUCUAUUGCGGACGACUGGGCUAUCUCGGUCAUCAACCGAACCCGCUUGAAUUUUCUUUUCAGCUACUUGACACCAACGCACUGAACUGGAGACGAAUUCGCACUUUGCUAACAUCCUGUUCAUCAUGA